AGUGCGUGUGGUGUGACGGUGACGGUGGUAUUGCGUUUCAAGACUUUCAAGUUUCGAGUGUUAUGCGGUCCCUUUCGCGUGAAAAUCUUUGAGCGAGCGGGAAACAUGACGAAUUCGGUGCCGGACAGAUGGUUAGAGUACAAAGCUUUCGGCGAUGUGAUCAAAGGCACCAAGAUCCUGGCGUUCAAAGUUCCGCUGAAAGACGCGAUAGCGAAGAAUCUGCAGCCGGAGCAACGAUUUACUACCGCAAAAUUGCUGCAAGCCUUUCCUCAUCUCAAGUAUAUCGUCGACUUGACCAAUACUUAUCGCUACUAUGACAAAAAGGAAUUUACAAAUGCUGGUAUUAAAUAUGAGAAGAUUGCUAUUCCUGGGAGGAAGAUACCAACUAGGGAUAUAAUCGAAAAAUUCUUUAAAGUGAUGGAUGAUUUCACAUCGACAUGCGGUGAAGGUGAGUUUGCAUUACUUCAAAUAUACUUGAAACAAAGUUCCUCGACUCAAGAAAUCGAAGUAACUUUAUUGCAUCUACCACAAUCUUGGACAAAUAUGUAACGCUUUGCAUUGAUC
Messenger RNA from Temnothorax curvispinosus, 564 nucleotides. RefSeq names its product probable tyrosine-protein phosphatase F54C8.4. Bases 106 to 549 code for a protein of 147 amino acids. The record is from RefSeq and is a predicted model, not a curated record. The transcript is spliced from 6 exons. NCBI's taxonomy places the organism in Eukaryota, Metazoa, Arthropoda, Insecta, Hymenoptera, Formicidae. Gene Ontology annotation, molecular function: polynucleotide 5'-phosphatase activity.